UAAGAAAGGAAAGAACGAGAUCGUAGAAAGUAAAUAAAUUAUCAAAUUAGGUAAUAAAUUAUAACAAAUAAAUAAAGCCCCAACUAAAACUAAAUUAGGCGAAACAAACACAUCAAGGUCGUAAUUUCGCAAACAAAUGGCGCAGUACCCAAGAGGAAGUCCUGAGUGACAGUUCCUACGAGUCGAGGCAUGGAAGCAUAAACUUCGUAAAAUAAAUAUCGUUGACAAGAGACGAAAUAAGACAGUCAUUUUAACAAAAUGACUACUUACGAAACCAGAUAUAUAGUUUAUUCCGGUUCACUUAUUCAUUAUAAGUAGAGAUUUCGAAAUUUAUACCCGUAACACAUAUCCAAGCUCAUCAUCAUCAUCAUCGUAAUCAUCUAUCCUCAGGUGUUGUGUGAAAUAAGAUCAUCAUCAACAAAUAUAUUUACUAGUCUCUAUUUACAGGGUCUUUUGUUGUAAUCCGCCACAGUCUUCUUGGACGCUCUUGACCGGGUUUAGCAGCGGUGGGGUCCUUUGUCCAGGGCUCCGACGGCCCUGGACAAAUACGGCAGUAGUGAAAAAGCCCUAUAGUGUGUUGUUGCUGUUGUCCUCCUCACCACUUGUCACUCACACCCACUACGGGGUAUGAGCCAACAUUCGGGGCAGAUUUCACGAUCACUGCGCCUCUUUGAAGGAAGAAGACGCCGGAUGCGAGGAGGAGCCUCGCCUCCGUCCGCCUUAGAGCCACCCGUGGCGACUUUGGGGCGGACCACGCUGGCAAACCAUGGAUCAACCCGGCGGUGCCCGAGACCGCCUGCUAGGCAUGGUCGUGCUCUCCAGCAUCACUUUCCUCGUGCUGAGCAUCACGCCUCCUCUGCGCUUCCUCGUCGGAUUCGUCUCGAAUGCCAUCUUCGCCGGCAUCGUGGGCUUCCAGCUGGCCGAGCUCAUGGACCGGCGGUACCGCCAAGAGGUCCGGCUCAAGCAUCCGACCGUCUUCGUCAGCGGCUGCGACAGCGGGCUGGGUCUGCACACUGCCCGGCGUCUCCAUGAGCACGGCUUCGAGGUGUACGCCGGCUGUCUGGACCCCGGCUCGGACGGGGCGACUGUCCUCAAGGAGAUGCGGGUCAACGUGGUGGCCCUCGACUACAUGGAGGAGGACAGCAUCGUGCAGGCAUACAAGACGGUGGCCGCACAGCUCGGCGAUAAAGAGCUGUGGGGCAUCGUGGCCAACGCGGGCGUGACCAACUACGGCGAGCUGGAGUGGAUGUCGUACGACGAGCUGCGCUGGCUUGUCGCCGUCAACGUCACCGGCACCAUGCGCUUCGUCAAGGAGGGCAUCGCGCUGCUCAGGAAGAGCAAAGGCCGCAUCGUCAUCAUGUCCAGCGUGCAUGGCCGUAUGUCCAUACCCGGAUCUGUGGGAACGUCCGCCGCGGCCGCGGCGCUGUGCUCGCUCGCCGAUGGUCUGCGGCGUGAGCUGUACAAGUGGCAAGUGAACGUGUCCACCGUGGAGCCCAUGCUGUACAAGACUAGGAUCACGGACCCUGAAAAUGUGAAGAUUGGCAUCAACGAGGUCAUCAACAGAAUGAGCCCCACCAUGAAGGAAGAGUACGGCCAACUGUACCUGGACACAUUCAAGAACAUGAUUCCCAAACGCAUCCAGAAGUACAUGCACGUUAACCUCAACGACGUGUCCAAGGCAGUCCACUGCGCCCUGACAGAUCCGAUUCCCAAGGCACGGUACCGGUGUGGCAGCACGGACUUAGCGUUGUGCAGCCUCUUCGAGCUGCUGCCCAUCGAGAUGCUCGACAGCGUGCUCAUCAAUGCGUUCCAGCCGAGGACCAAGGCGCGGGGACAGUUGAUGGUGCCCCCUAAACCAAGCGUGGACUUGUCCAAGACACAGUGAACGCACCACGGACGCACCACGGACGCACCACCACGUGUUUGAAGUGGCGAGAAUAAAUUAUCCGCUCGUGGCACUCGCGGCCGUGGGACUUCAGAGCGGGACGUGGGGCGGUUCCAAAUAAAACAGGCCACAGCCACGACCCGUGGGCCCGCUUUGGGACUUGCAGACGAACAAAAGCGAAGGGGUUCCUUUUAGAAAAUCAUUUCUCCACCCUAGCUUUCAAGUUUUUAGCCUGAAACCGGUGAUCAAAUUGAGACACGGUAAAGACAAAAGAAUGCCUCAACCUGCGGCCACCCGAGGAGCGCAGGCUUCGACGAGGUCGUUGUAGAAGUAGAGCCCUAGAUGUUAGUAGCACAUACCCACUCUGGGGG
Molecule: messenger RNA, 2256 nt
Organism: Dermacentor andersoni
Lineage: Eukaryota; Metazoa; Arthropoda; Arachnida; Ixodida; Ixodidae
Product: dehydrogenase/reductase SDR family member 9-like
Biological process (GO): steroid metabolic process
Cellular component (GO): intracellular membrane-bounded organelle
Molecular function (GO): oxidoreductase activity
Source: RefSeq, a predicted model, not a curated record